This is a messenger RNA of Ceraceosorus guamensis, 3873 nucleotides long. RefSeq lists its product as hypothetical. The record is from RefSeq and is a predicted model, not a curated record. Gene Ontology annotation, molecular function: protein-macromolecule adaptor activity; cytoskeletal protein binding; identical protein binding. Lineage: Eukaryota; Fungi; Basidiomycota; Exobasidiomycetes; Ceraceosorales; Ceraceosoraceae. The transcript has 6 exons. The coding region runs from base 345 to 3761 and encodes 1138 amino acids.
CGAUCACAAUCACAAUCUGAAUCGCGAACGAAAGAUUGCGUGCUGUUGCGAGUCGAGGUCUGUCGAGGUUUGGCGUCACACUCACCAUAUCCGUACAAGAUCAGCGUUUUACCAUCCUCGAACGGUGCCGCUUUCCAAUCUCAGAGGAUUUUUGGCACUCGUAACUGGUGACCCUCGCCUAGCAGCAGAUCCGAGUUGGAGCAGCGCAAGUGCAGGUGCUUCUCACGUUUGGUUUGCACCUCGCGACGAGCCGAAACCUCUCCGGGGAAGCGCGCUCUGACUGGAUAUCUUUGGCGCAUUCCUGCGUAUGCGAUCACUACAUCCUCAUCAGACCCAUUGCCAGUAUGGCUUACGUUUCGCUCUCAAAGGCAUUGUACGACUAUGCAGCAACGGCAGAGGACGAGUUGAACCUGAAGGAGGAUGACCUGCUGUACAUCAUAGAUGCAUCCGACACCGAAUGGUGGAAGGCCAAGCUCAAGACAGGUCCAGAGGAUGAGGAAAAGAUUGGGUUGGUACCCGCAAACUAUGUGGAGGAGGCAGAACCUUUGAGGCAGAGCAGAGCCCUGUACGACUACUCGCCACAGACGGAGGAAGAGCUGGAGAUGAAGGAAGAUCAGCUCUUGUCGGUGUACGAAGAUGAUGACGAUGAUUGGCUGCUGGUUCGAAUAGCGGACUCGGGCGCACAGGGCAAGCUUGGCUUCGUCCCCAAGAAUUACGUCGAUGAGGUUGCUGCAGUGGAUGGCGCGACCUCACUGGGUGCACCGAUAUCGGCUGGGGCAGCUGCAACCUUCGACGGGCAAGCUCCUGAAGAAGCUGAGGAAGAAGUGGAGGAGGAGCGGCAAUCUAUUCCUGCCACUUUCGUGCCCCCACCUGCAGGUGACAAGAGCGACGAGAUCAAGAUGUGGGGGGUCUCAGCCCUCGACGCCAAGAAAAAGAAACGCAAGGGAACCCUGGGCAUUGGCAACGGCAACCUCUUCUUCGCCUCAGAGUCCGAUAAGCAGCCUGUGCAGAAAUUCAGUGUGCUACUGAUCGAGUCUCACGCACUCGAAUCGAAGGGGAAGCAGAUCAAUUUGGAGCUACACGAAGAUGCAGGAGUGGAGGACAACAUGAUACGCUUUGUGUUUGGAAGCAAGUCGGAAGGGGAAGAGGUCGCACAGAAGCUGGAAGAGUCCAAGAGCAAAGCCAUCGCGCAUGGCAGCAGUGCUACUGUCAAGUCGCCUUCGCCAGCAGCAGGCAGGUCGCUGCCACCACCAAUCGCCAGCGCAGCUCGUCCCGCUGCUUCGCCCGCAGCAGCUGCACUGCCACCUCCUUCACGCAACACUUCGACGCUCCCGCCACCCGCUCGUCAGACAGCUAGCGCUUCUCCUGCAACGACACCAGCUAGGAACGGGCACGCAGCGAAAGAAGCGUGCAUCGCUCUCUACGAUUUUGAGGCCCAAGGCGACGACGAGCUAAGUGUUGCAGAGAACGAGAAGUUGACGCUGGUGGAACGUGAAAAUGAAGAUUGGUGGAAAGUGCGCAAUGCUUCGGGGUCGGAAGGUGUUGUUCCUGCCAGCUACAUCGAACUUUCCGAUGGUGAAGACGGAGAUGAGGCUGCGUCAAGCACACAACAAGAUGAGGCUGAACGCGAAAAGCAAGAGAAGGCAGCCGCUGCCAUGGAGGCGACCAGACGGACGCAGGAGGCUGCGGCAAGAAGGGCGCGAGAGGCGGAGGAGCGACGCGAGGAAGAGGAGCGUAGACGCGAAGCCCUCAAAGCUCAGCCUGCUCCUGCUCCACCUAGAGCUGCGCCAUCAGCGGUAUCGUCCGCAAGCGCAACUAGAGCUGCUCGAGAUGUGAGCGUACCAUCCGGAAAGGGUGCUCCCGAGCGCCCAACGGACUCGGCCCAAGCCAAGAGUCGACCGAAUCCUGCUCGCACGCGGAACUGGGUCGAUCGGACAGGUCAAUUCAAAGUCGAAGCUGAGUUCCUUGGUUUCAAUCAAGGCAAGAUAAGGCUUCACAAACUUAACGGAGUUAUCAUAGAGGUGGCCAUUGAGAAGAUGAGCAAUGCCGACAUUCAGUAUUUGGAGGAUGUCACUGGAAAACGUCUCACGCCUUCCAGCACGUCAAGAGGAGCAGACUCUAGUACACGCAUGGAUCCCCGAUCUGCUGGGCGAGAGCGAGACCGCGAUCGCCAGCGCGAGAGGGAGCGGGAGCAAAGGCGUCGACAAGCACAACGAGAUGGUCCGAAGAGGAACAUUGAUUGGUUCGAGUUCUUCCUUGCUGCAGGAGUGGAUGUGGACAACUGCACUCGCUACGCAGCGGCCUUCGAAAGGGACAACAUCGAUGAGUCCAUCUUGGCGGACAUCGAGAGCAGUACACUCCGCAGUCUAGGACUUCGAGAAGGGGACAUCAUCCGAGUCGACAAGUUCAUCAAGCGCAAAUACAAGAGACCCGACGCGGCGCCUUCAACAGAAUCCAAGGAAGCGGCUCAAAUUCGCGCGGAUGAAGAGAUGGCGCGCAAGCUGCAGGAGAAUGAGCAGUCUGCACGUCGCGGAGCAUCGAAUAGCCCUGCACCCAAUCUUUUCUCGGGCCCCGACGGCUCGUUGAGGAACAACACUCGACGAGGACGUCCUGCACCUAAGACCAAUGGCUCGGGCAGUGUGGAUCCUGCUGGCAUCGCUGCAGCAGCUGAAGGUCUCGCGCGCACCGUCAGUCCGCCUACGCGCGCCAGCACUGCCAGCCCAACUGUGGUGCGCAAGGCGACGCAUCCUACUGGCGCAGGCGGUUUCGACGAUGAUGCUUGGACUCCACGACCGUCCAGCACUCAACCAUCCACUCCCGGGCUCUCUGCUGCUGCGCCUAAACCUGCUUCGGUGCCACCAACCCCUCCCCCCGCUCCAGUGCCAGCGGCAGCACCUGCGCCCACACCCCCUACGCCUCCUGCUGCUGCUCCAGCACCUGCAGUAGUUUCUCCUCCACCAACCGCGGCUGCUGCACCACCUUCCGAUCCCAACUCUGCGCUCUUCGACAAGCUUGCUGCUAUGAAGCCUCCAUCGGCAGGUUUGUCUCCAAGGCCGGGCGCAAGCCCUGCAAACGGCUCUUAUUUGAGCGGCUACAAUCCCAAUGCACCAAGAGGACCUCUUGCGCCGGUGCCUGGCAAUCAAGGCUUGCUCUCACCGCUCGUUCCAACAAGCGGCACUGGCCAAUUUGUGCCCACCAGCGGCCUGGGCCCACAAGCGACUGGGUACAAUAACGGUUAUGGCGGAAUGCAGCCUCAGCAGACGGGUUACAUGCAGCCUCAGCAGACGGGCUAUAUGCAACAGCAACCUCAACAGACGGGAUACAUGCAACCUCAACAGACGGGCUACGGAAUGGGAAUGAGCAUGGGAAUGUCUUCCCCUGGUAUGAUGUCGCAACCCACCGGAUACAACCCUCAAUAUGGAAUCUCAAAUGUGUCGGGCUUUGGAGGCGGUAUGCUUGCUCCGCAGACCACUGCUAUGCCUCAGCACCAGCAACAGCAGCAGCAUCUGCAGCCGCAGGCAACGGGCAUUCAGAUGCCCAUGCAAACCGGACCUAACGACAAGCUGGGAGCCGCUAGCAUCUUUGGUCAAAUGAAGCAAGGCACGCUUCAUCAAGAUUCCAACAGCAACCCGCAGUCUGCUCAGCGAUACGAUGCGCUCAGACCUCAGCCUACUGGCUUUGCGCCUGGCGGCGUGAUGGGAUCCGGCUUUCAGGGCAACGGCAUGUAUGGCCAACAAUCUGGCUGGGGUGGGCAGUAUUGAAGAUGUCUUUGUUGCUCAAUUGUCAUACACCCGCAUUUUCUCAUUCAUUCGCUACCUUUCCCUGCUCGCCUGCUUUCUUCAAUUCAUCCGUCUUUCGCGCGUCACUAGGCAG